CGUUAGAGGAUGUGUGGAAAGAUAUAGUGAUUUUAUGUUUUUCGAAAUUCGAAACUUAUCCUUUUCGAAUUAGUAACGAAAAGUUUUUCAUGAAAUAAAGUAAAGCAUUUUCAAACUGAUAAUAAACACAACUUUAUUGCAUUCGUGGAGUGAAGUCUUAAUAUGCAAAUUAGUUAUCGUGGACACGACUAUCAAAAAAUGCGCGUGUUCAGUGAAACAUGAGCACGUUUUGAAUUAAAAAGUAUUCAUUAUAGACUAUAAUCAAAAUGGCAUCUCCUCAGAAAGAUAUAGAAUUAAGUCCAGUUAAGACCGAUGCUAAAUCUUCGGUGCCGGCGGAGAGGUUAGCAGUGCCGCUGAAUGACGAAGAAGAUGUUAUUAUUGGCCGAUUUCGAAAGAUAAGUUCUGCUAAAUCUAUGGCAGCGACAAAUGGGAAUAUCCAGUAUCCAGAAUUAUCUUUGCCGUCGAGAAGUGAUGAUGUGGAAGUGGGACUGCAGUUCAGGGCGAAAGAUGCGGGGGAAAGAGACCGGCUACUUGCAGAUGGUCCAGCUAACGGACCCGUGAUAGUAGCCGCCGCCUCCCCAGUGACGAAGAGCAGUUUUCGGGAUAUUGAAAAGCCAUCACGAUUUAAGGACCACCCUUCUGCAACCAGAUUUCAGAUGGAGGAUAACAGACAGGACAGCAACGCGACGGAAGACUCCGAGGGUUCAGGCAUGGAGAGCGAUGACCCGCUCACAGCUACGGACACUAAAUAUGGAAAGAGUUUUAGACAUUUCACCCGGGAAGCAUUACCCAGGUUGGACAAUUAUCGGAAUGUGCUGUCCUUACAUGCGGCGCCGAGACCCACCCUUGACGAGCUUCACAACGCCUCCCUGUCUAGGAAGCCAGGCCAAACGUUGGAGAAGGAUCUCGUGUCACCAGCGAUGGGGAGUUCGCAGGUCAAGUUCGGUUGGAUCAAGGGUGUCCUGAUGCGGUGUCUACUCAACAUAUGGGGGGUGAUGCUGUUUCUGCGCCUCUCUUGGGUGGUGGGCCAAGCUGGUAUUGUGCAGUCAAUCGUGCUGAUCAUGACGACGUCAGUGGUGACCACUAUUACGGCGCUCUCCAUGUCCGCCAUUAGCACCAACGGUGUCAUCAAAGGAGGCGGCACAUACUACAUGAUAUCCCGAUCUCUGGGCCCUGAGUUCGGCGGGUCAAUCGGGCUGAUCUUCUCAAUGGCCAACGCCGUAGCGUGCGCUAUGUACGUGGUCGGGUUUGGGGAGUCACUGAUUACCCUCAUACCGGAGACGGCGUAUAUGGUCAGCAAGAGUUGGGAUCAAGCGAUCUACGGGUGCAUAACUAUAGUUCUUCUCACAGGAAUAGUGAUGGUGGGGAUGGAAUGGGAGGCGAAAGCACAGAUAGUGUUGUUGGUCAUACUACUGGCUGCAAUUGCUGACUUCUGUAUAGGCUCUGUGAUUGGCCCCAAGAGUGACCUUGAAUUGGCUCAAGGCUUCGUCGGAUACAACAUGACAAUCCUUCAAGAGAAUCUUUGGCCCGACUACAGAUACUUCGAGGGCGUGGAACACAAUUUCUUCUCAGUGUUCUCCAUAUUCUUCCCGGCCGCCACCGGCAUAUUGGCCGGCGCUAACAUAUCUGGAGAUCUUAAGGACCCCCAAAAAUCCAUUCCCAAAGGCACAUUACUAGCCAUCCUGUUAACAACGAUCUCCUACCUGGUGAUAGCCAUAAUAGCGGGGUGGACAGUGCUCCGCGACGCGUCGGGCAACGUCGCCGACAUAGCCAACUGGACAGUGGCCGAUUGCAAAGAAAACGCCACCUGUUUGUAUGGUCUGCAGAACAGCAAUGAGGUGAUCCGCUUGGUGUCCGGUUUCGGGCCGCUCAUAUACGGCGGAUGUUUUGCCGCGACGCUCUCCUCGGCGCUGGCGUCGCUUGUGUCCGCGCCUAAAGUGUUUCAGGCUCUAUGUCAGGACAAACUGUACCCAUAUCUGGAGUUCUUCGCGAAAGGCUACGGCAGCAACAAUGAGCCGGUCAGAGGAUAUGUGUUGACCUUCAUCAUAGCCACCGCUUUCAUACUCAUAGGCGGUUUGAACCAGAUCGCUCCGCUCAUCUCCAACUUCUUCCUGGCGGCGUACGCGCUCAUCAACUUCGCAACGUUCCACGCGAGCCUCGCCAAACCGCUCGGAUGGCGGCCUACUUUCAGACUGUACAACAUGUGGCUGUCGCUGGCGGGGUCGCUGGUGUGCGUGGGCAUCAUGUUCGUCGUCUCGUGGAUCACCGCGCUCGUCACCAUCGGCUGCCUGCUGGCGCUCUAUCUGCUGGUGUCCUACAGGAGGCCGGAUGUGAACUGGGGUUCCACGACGCAAGCGCAGACAUACAAGACCGCAUUGACCGGAGUACACCACCUGAACAGAGUAAUGGAACAUGUGAAAAAUUACAGGCCACAAAUCUUGGUGCUAACUGGGUUCCCGGCCGAGAGACCAAUACUGACAGACUUCGCGUAUCUCCUCACCAAGGGGCUCUCUCUCAUGCUCUGCGGACAUAUCAUUCAGGGCCAAGUGAGUCACCGAGCUCGAGAGGCGUUAGCGAGUCGUACGUACCAGUGGUUCAACCGUAGGAAGAUAAAGGCGUUCUACACUGUUGUGGACGAUUGUAGCUUCAAAGAUGGCGCUAGUGCGCUCAUACAGACGAGCGGUUUGGGCAAGCUGAAGCCGAACAUUCUCAUGAUGGGCUUCAAGGAAGACUGGCUUACUUGCGACCGGAACGAUAUGGUCGACUACGUGGAGGUUAUGCACAAAGCCCUGGACGUGCACAUGGCGCUGGCGCUGGUGCGCGUGGAGGGCGGGCAGCGCGCCGACGCGGCGCUGGACGACGACCUGCGCGCCUUCCUGCACGCGCCCGCCGCCGGCGCAGACCUGUGCGCUGUGCCCAGGUCGAUGGGCGAUAACUACAAAGAGUCAAAAUCUACUGAGAGCUUGAACCAUUCCGUUGGUAGUAGUAUAUCAGACGUGUCAAUGGGAUCGCCGCAGCUGAGGCGGGCGGGCGUGGUGGCCGACCCCGGCGCUGCGGAUCAGAAUGACAAAGAUGGCGCUCAUAAACAGAAGGAGAGCCGCGGCGUGGGCGGCGUAGUGCGUAGAGCGCUGGCGGGCACGCGGCGCGCGUCCUCGUUCACGUCCGUGGAGCAGUUCACCAAGCGGCAGGCGGGCACCGUCGACGUGUGGUGGCUGUACGAUGAUGGGGGUCUAACCCUGCUGCUGCCGUACAUCCUGUCGACGCGCCGCGCGUGGGCCUCCAGUCCGCUCCGCGUGUUCACACUCGCCAAUAAAAAUACUGAAAUGGAGAUCGAGGAGAGGAACAUGGCAUCACUUCUAUCCAAGUUCCGUAUAGACUAUUCGGCCCUGAAAAUGAUCCCGGAUAUAACCAAGCGUCCGCGGGACUCCACGUUAGCCUAUUUUGAGAGGCUCAUAGCACCUUUCAAGACCAGUGACGAAAGCAAUGAUCAAACCGGCAUCACAGAAGCGGACUUGCUCGCCGCCCGCGAUCGCACCCACCGCCACCUGCGACUGCGCGAACUCAUCGCGUCGCAGUCGGCGGGCGCGCGGCUCGUGUGCGUGACGCUGCCACUCCCGCGCAGGCGCGGCGUGGUGCCGCCCGCGCUGUACCUGGCGUGGCUGCACGCCAUCGCCACGGCCGCGGAUAGGGUGCUGCUGGUGAGGGGCAAUCACGCGGCCGUUCUCACGUUCUACUCUUGAGAUGUGGUGAUGUAAAAAAAGAUACGGUUUCUCGUUGUUUCUCGCGUGGAAAGUGAUGUCUAUACUAAUGUUGUGGAGGUGGAGGUUUGUUUGUUUGUUUGUUUGUUUGAAUGCGUUUAUAUUAGAAACUAUUGGUUCGAAUUGAAAAUUUAUUUUUGUGUUGAGUAGACCAUUUUGGCUUUAGGCUAUAUAAUAUUACGCUGCAACUUUUAGGAGCGAAGUAGUAAAGGAAAUUGUAAAAAAAAUGGGGAAAAUUAUUCAUCCUUGAGGGCUUCAAUGAUCCCCAAAAUAACUUUUCCAAGCGAACGAAGUCGCGGGCACAGCUAGUGUAAACAUAUUUAAAUACUAAAGGUGUUAAACGCGCACGUAACGUACUUUUAUUUUGUCUCGGACAUUUCGAAUCAUGUUACAAUGAUCCGUGGUCACCGAGCGACUGAAAACCAGCCGGCUACAGCUUCGUCUGCGAUGCAAAAUGUUCUUCUACCGUUAAGUUGUUAGUUACAUGAGUAACGUGCCGUUUAGUACCUGUAGUAUUUAUAAAUAAUAUAAAAAAUGUGUUUUAUCGACGGUGCGAGACUCAUUCGCGUUACUUUACCGAUUCAGCACAGACGAUAGUUUUGUUGGUGAGGUGAGACAAGGCGAUUUUAACGUUGUAUUCUUAAGAGUUACAUUGUAUUAUUGUCUUUUUCUAUAGUUGUUUCACAGGAAGCGACUUUGAAAUAUGUUCUGAUAAACUAACAUUAACCAUUUUCGGACCAAUUUCUCUUUGACAAUUACCGCCAGUAAAUGACUCGGAUAAUUUCUAACCGUUGUUUAUAAGUAUUAGUAAUUAUGUUCAAGCAAGUUAACUUUUUACCAAGCGACUUGUAAAAAGCUGCAGUACAGUUUAUUGUGCCGCUGCCUCUAAACUUGCACUCGUUCAUAUUAUUAGUGCACCUGAAUUUUAAAAAAGAAUCUCCUUUUAAUUAACUUUAUUGCUCUAUGACGUGAACUGGAAUCAUGAAAUAAAGGUUCUGAAGCGUUAAUAGUAAAAAGCUGACUAAAACUUAAUUUUCUUCAACAUAUUAUACUUUUUAUCUUCAUAAUGCCAUUUGAUACAAAUACAAUGACAUCAAAUUGUCUUUUAAACUUGUACAUAUACUUGUUUUUUUUUGGUAAUGGUGUUUUACGAAUAUUUUUUUUUUACAUUAUCUUUAAACU
Messenger RNA from Amyelois transitella, 4940 nucleotides. RefSeq names its product bumetanide-sensitive sodium-(potassium)-chloride cotransporter (gene Ncc69). The record is from RefSeq and is a predicted model, not a curated record. Lineage: Eukaryota; Metazoa; Arthropoda; Insecta; Lepidoptera; Pyralidae. The transcript has 24 exons. Gene Ontology annotation, cellular component: membrane. Gene Ontology annotation, molecular function: sodium:potassium:chloride symporter activity. The coding region runs from base 267 to 3740 and encodes 1157 amino acids. Gene Ontology annotation, biological process: potassium ion homeostasis; chloride ion homeostasis; chloride transmembrane transport.